This is a messenger RNA of Prunus mume (Japanese apricot), 2448 nucleotides long. Lineage: Eukaryota; Viridiplantae; Streptophyta; Magnoliopsida; Rosales; Rosaceae. The record is from RefSeq and is a predicted model, not a curated record.
ACAAUAGAAAUCUUAUGCCUGAAUUAUUUUAUGUUGACGAACAUUUUUUAUUUUUUUUAUUAUUAUUUUUUUUUAAAGCAAAAGAAAGCUUAAAGUAUACACCAAAGAGAAGAAAGUUGAAAGCUUUUAACUUUCCUCCACAAAGAAGAUGGAAAAGAAGAAGCUCUGAACUUUCAGAGAAACCAUUCCGUAAGCUUAUUCUCCAUAUGAAUACAACAACACUUGAUCAGAAGAAGACUUUCCAAAUUCUCAUUUUAAAAUUAAACAGGGCAAUCUCUCUGUUAUGUUUCAGCAGCUUCCCUGUUUCUCACUUGAUCAUCAUCCUCCUCCUCUUAAUCAACACCUUAAUUACCUUCUGAUCUCUCUCUUCUCUUAGAUAUCAUCAAGAACCCAAUUAGCAGCAAACACAUUUCCAAAACAAUAACCAUGAAGAAACUCCUCCUCCCUCCUAUGUCUCUUUACCUCCUUCCCCUGUUUCUGCAAAUCGCCACCCUACUCUCUGCACCUAUCUACACUCCGGUCGAAGACAUCACCAUCAACUGUGGCUCUUCCGGAACCUCACCCAACAUUUAUGACAACCAGAAUUGGACUGGAGAUAUCAACUCAAAAUUCUCCCCCAUUGAAUUACACCAAGAUAACACCAACACCUCAUCCCAAGUCAGAGAAGCACCUCCCUCCUCUGUUAGCCAAGUACCCUACACCACCGCUCGGCUUUCUCUUUCCGAAUUUAGUUACAAAGUUCCCCUCUCCAUCGGGCAGAAGUUUAUUCGUUUAUACUUCCACCCAGUUUCAUAUGACCCCAGCUUCGACCGAUCCAAAACCCUCUUCUCUGUCCGAGCAGGUGGCUUUACUCUUCUCCAUGAUUUCAAUGCUUCUGUAACUGCUGAUGCUAGUGAGACUGAGACGCUAAUAAGAGAGUUCUGUUUGAAUAUUGAUGAUGGACAUAGCUUGACCAUCACGUUCACUCCGAGCAGAGCAAUCCCAGAUGCUUAUGCCUUUGUCAAUGGGAUUGAGAUUGUGUCCAUGCCCACCAAUCUUUACUACACUGCAUCUGAAAGCCAUGGAGUUGAUUAUGUAGGCAACGAAGUCAAUUAUCGCAUCGAAAACAUCACCGCGAUGGAGAUGGUGUACCGAAUAAACGUCGGUGGAAGUGCACUCUCUUUCGACCAAGACACUGGGAUGUACCGCAAUUGGGGCAGUGUCGUGGACGAGCAAAAGUACUUGGAUGAUUUGAGUUCCAGGUGGACUGUUCUUCCACAAAACGUUAGCCUUCAACUCAACUUUGUGAAAAUACCAGAGUACUCUGCUCCACAAGUAGUUUACCAAACGGGCCGGUCCAUGGGCAGCAACCACACCCGAAACAAGAGCUACAAACUGACCUGGGAAUUUCCCGUAGAUCCCAAGUUUCUUUACCUGCUAAGGCUACAUUUCUGUGAGUUUGAGCCUGAAAUUAUGGACCCCGGGGACCGAUCGUUUCUAAUCUAUGUGGAAAACCAACUUGCUGAGCCACAAGCCGACAUAAUCGUGUGGAGUGGUGGAAAUGGGAGACCAGUCUACAGGGAUUACGUCGUGUUCAUGCCUGCAGGCCCUGAUCAGAAGAAAGUUAAGCUCUUUCUUGCACUGCAAGCAAACCCGAGAGAUUGGAUGACUGCAUACAAUGAUGUACUCUUGAACGGCCUUGAACUCUUCAAACUAAGUGAUACAAAUGGAAAUCUCGCAGGACCAAACCCCGACCCACCUCCACCAAAGCCGAUGCAGCCGAAAACCCCCUCAAAAGAGUCGAAGAAGAAGUCAACUCCUAUGCUUGCCACCGUUGCUGGUGCAGUUUCCGCCAUACUCGUAUUAUUCUGUGUCCUCGGAUUCUUGGUUUUCAGGCGAAGAAGAAGAUCCAAGGACACCGAUGAUGACUCAUUUUUACUGUCUGGUUUGUGUCGUGAGUUUUCAUUGUCGGAGAUCAAAGCCGCCCCCAAAAACUUCAACUAGGAUUUCAUUAUCGGUGUUGGUGGGUUUGGCCACGCGUACAAAGGGAGCAUCGAUCAGGACACAAACCCAAGUCGCAACAUAGCGGGGGAGGAGAUUCGAAUUUGAGCGAUGAGAUGAAGAGUGAAGAUAAGGUGUGGCUAAAGAGUGAGAGUGGUGCAGGGUUUAUUAGUUGUAGCUGGGAAGACUCAUCGGAGAUGAAGGAGAGCAGGGUGACCAAGACUAGUAAUCAGAACAAUUCUUCUACUAACGAAUCCAUGACAGGAAUGUCUGGGACUGUGUUCUCUGAGAUCAACGAUCCCAAUGGACGAUGAUGAUUAUCUGUACAAAUUAAUAUUCUUAAUCAUAUAUGGUAUAGGGCUUGCGUGGAGUUGUAUAUCCAUAUGAUGCAAUUGUAUAUAUAUUUGUAAUUUUUUUCUCCUUGUUUUUAAUAUUCUGCGAAAUUAAAACUUCCAUAUAGGCUUGCAA